CCUGGUUACACGCUGAAGCUCAAUGAUGGCGGAUAGUGCGAGUGAGAGCGACACGGACGGAGCCACACAUCAGUGCUCCUUAUCCUCCUCCUCCUCCUCCUCCUCCAUCCUCAUCUCUCCCUUCCGUCUGGAGGAGUUGACGAACCGCCUGGCCUCCUUACAACAGGAGAACAAGGUCUUAAAGAUCGAGCUCGAGACGUUUAAACUGAAGUGUAAAGCGCUACAGGAGGAGAAUAGAGACUUGCGCAAAGCCAGUGUCACCAUACAAGCAAGGGCAGAACAAGAAGAGGAGUUCAUCAGUAACACCCUGUUCAAGAAGAUUCAGGCCCUGCAGAAAGAGAAAGUAACACUAGCAGUCCACUAUGAGAAGGAAGAGGAAUUCCUCACCAAUGAACUCUCACGAAAACUUAUGCAAUUACAACACGAGAAAGCCGAACUGGAGCAGCACUUGGAACAGGAGCAGGAGUUUCAAGUGAACAAACUGAUGAAGAAGAUCAAGAAGCUGGAGAAUGACACAAUCUCCAAACAGCUCACAUUAGAACAGCUCAGUCGUGAAAAGAUCGACUUGGAAAACACUUUAGAGCAAGAACAAGAAGCUCUAGUGAAUCGGCUAUGGAAGCGCAUGGACAAACUGGAGGCGGAAAAAAGAAUUCUACAGGAGAAGCUUGACCAGCCUGUCUCUGCCCCACCAUCCCCCAGGGACAUCUCCAUGGAGAUCGAAUCACCUGAGAACAUGAUGCGACACAUUAGAUUCCUCAAGAGUGAGGUGGAGAAACUGAAGAAAAACCUGCGCACCGCAGAGCUACAGCAUACAGAGAAUAGGGCUCAGUACAUAGAAGAAGAGCGGCAUAUGCGUGAGGAGAACAUCCGGCUGCAGAGGAAGCUUCAGAGGGAAGUAGAGCGCAGAGAGGCCCUGUGCCGGCAGCUGUCUGAGAGUGAGUCCAGCCUGGAGAUGGAUGACGAGAGGUAUUUUAAUGAGAUGUCUGCUCAAGGCCUGCGUUCACGAACCGUAUCCAGUCCCAUACCCUACAGCCCAUCACCGAGCUCCAGCAGACCCAUCUCACCAGGGUUGUCAUAUGCCAGUCACACAGUGGGCUUCACCCCGCCCACCACACUGACCCGAGCGGGCAUGUCCUACUACAACACGCCCGGCCUGCACGUCCAUGUAGGAGCUUCACAUGGAAUCACAAGACCCUCCCCAAGAAGAAGCAAUAGUCCGGACAAAUUCAAGCGUCCUACACCCCCACCUUCCCCCAACACACAUGCUGGUGUGCAGCCACCACCUCCCCUUCCACCCCCUGUGCAUCCAGCAUUAUCCCAAGCAGCUCCGUCGCAACAACAACGGCCGCAGUAGUCCUCGCAGCCACUGAUCAAUGAGCCAUCAGAGAGGACUCAAAAAAGAGCUGAUUUAACAACCCCCCCCCCGACAUCCGACACCCCAAAAGCCAAAGGCUUAACAUCUGCAUCGACUCGCUCUGAGAUUGCAAAGGCUUCACUAUUAAUCUGUGUUGUGUUCAUAAAGUUUUGUGUUUGGAUGCAUUGAUUGCGUUCAUUUAAAAUGGUGAUUGGGGUGAUGGCGUACACAGCGUAGAGGGUUGCUUUUGAGGCAGGAGAAGGGAGUAACCGUUCCUCUUUAGGAUAUAGCAUUGUUUUGACAUGAAAAAGAGACUUAAAAGGCUGUUUCAUUCAAAUAAAAAUUCUGUCAUUAUUUACUCACUCUGUCAUUGCAAAUCUGUAUGACAUAGUGGUUGUUCACAGCAAACACUUUUUUGCAUCUAUCUACCCCAUUUAAAAAAAUAAUAAUAAUUCUAUGUAAAUAUGCUCUAGAGCAGUGGUUCCCAACCCUGGUUCUGGGGUACCCCCCACCACACUCUUAUUUGACACCCAAUUCUGAACCUCUACUUAUGAACUGAUGAAUCAGGUGUGUUAGAUAAGGAAGACAUCCAAAAUGUGCAGUGUUCGGGGUACUCCAGGACCAGGGUUGGGGACCACAGAAAAAAAGGUCAAAGAUGUCAGGGUAGAGCAGUGGCUCACACUGGAGUGCCAUGUUUAAGACACCAUAUCUGGUUAUAAGAACAAGACAUCUGCAUUCUGUUCCAUUCGUGUCCAGAUUUUUUUUUUUUUUUUUUUUGCAGAAGAAUGUGUACAGUCUGAACAGCCCCUAACUUUCUUCCCUGGAACACAAAAAAUGAAAUUUUGAAGAAUGUUGAUGCUGAUGCGUUCUUAUACAAUGAAACUGACAGGUUACUGAGGCUGUCAGUCCCUAACAUUCUGCCUAAGAUCUCCUUUUGUGCUCUAUGGAGGAAAAAAAAAAAUCAUACAGGUCUUGAACAACAGGAGAGUGAGUAAAUAAUGACAACAUUUUCAUUUUUGAGAACUAUAGCUUUAAAAUUUCAGCAACUUCAUAUUGCAUUGACAUCAGUGUGUCAAGCGUACAAUCUAUGUCCAAAACUCUAGUACAUUUGCUGGGAUCAUAUAUUUUCCAUACAUAUGGACACUUUAAAAGUGUCAACCAGAGUGGACCAGUAGGACAUUCCAGAAAGCUGCAGGAGGGCUUCAGUGUUCUAGAUGGGAUUGUGGUCAAAGCAGCUAAUAGCCUUUUAUAGAUAAGAAGCAACUCUGGAGUUGGCAGAAGUUUGCCUGAUGACGCUCUGACAUUCUCGGUUAAAUAAUUGAUAAGCAAGUGUCUCCGAAAGCAAAAAGGAAUCUUUCUAAUCAGACAGCCUGCUUAUACAGCAAUAUGCAUUUCAAAGUUACCUGUUACCUUGCCUUGCAAAUUGUAUUCAGAAAGCAAGACAGCAAAAUAUAUUAACAUGCACAGAAUUUCUGGUGAAAAUACUUUGCAUUAACGGAUGAAUUUAAUAAAGAAAUGUCUGGGCAUUAUUUCACCCCAAAAUAAAAAAAAAAAAUUAUAUUUUGCAUAAAUAAAAAUAAAAAAAGCCUAUUUGUAGGACCAUUAGGAUUUUUGCACUAUGACAUUAUUUUUGUGAUGACUAUGCCCAUAUACCCCCCAAAAUUCUGUCUGGUCAAAUGCUUUUUAUAUAUAUAUAUAUAUAUAUAUAUAUAUAUAUAUAUAUAUAUAUAUAUAUAUAUAUAAUCUCCAUACAAUUAAUUCAGUACAGGAAAUGUACUAUACAAUUUGAAAUAUAAAAUAUUUUUUCUGCAUUAUAGUAGGAUAUGGAGCAUAGGGGGAUGCUUUUCUUUAAGUAAAAUAUAGUUAAUUUUUUUUUUUUUUUUUUUUUUUUUUUGACCCAGACUUUGCUUGACAAGUGUUGUAAGAUUCAGGUGAGAACAUCAGCUCACUUUAAGGUAAAAUGACUUUGUCUUUUGCGGCUGCUGCAUAUGUACUGCAUUGCUGGUAUCUGCCAGACUUCAAUCCUCCUAAUUGCUCCUAAAGUGGCCUUUUUUUAAUUUCAGCAAAACACUUUAAAUGUUAAAUGAAAUUGUGUGGAUUACAAAGAGACUGAUGUAUGCAGAGGGUGUAUUUUUAUUUUAUUUUUCUAAUGAAGUAUUACAUUGUUUUGGCUAAACAGUGUUUAGUAAGUACCAUUUGUGAUUUUUUUUUUAUUUUUUUUUUCGUGAAGUGAGUUGGAGCAUGUGUAAAUAGUCUCACUUUAUCUCCCUGUGCGAAUAGGCUCCAAGUUAACAAAUAAAUAUGAGUUGAUGCAGCUAAACAUGUCGAACAAGGGAACAUGAGGAAGUACUUACUCUAUAUUAUGAUAAUUAAUUGAUUGCAGAUUUACUGGAGAUCAGAGCAAACCAGAAAUUCAUUUACAGGGACCCAGGCUGUUCCAAUGUGGUGAAGACAGUUUCUUUGGGGUGGGUUAGCUGUUGCCAGAUGGAUGCUGUAAGUGUACAUAUUGCCCUUUGUGGUCAUAACAACCCCGUCCUUAAACAUCACUGUGCUUGUUGCACUGUGCAGCAUGACAUCAGGGGUUGUCAUAUUAACUUCAGGUUGUUUCUGUAAAGGCUUAUGUGACUGUUUGUUUCUAUCGUUUCUUUACUAUGUAUUUUUGAAAGCACAAUUUUCUAGAGUGUUCUUCUGAGAACCUAGAAUGUUUAAUGUUUCAUUUUGGUUUACCUUUGCUUUUGUUACUGUAAAUAUUAAUUUCAUUGUAUAGAAAAAAAUUAAUACUAUGUUUUACCAUUAUAUACACUCACUGAGCACUUUAUUAGGAACACUAUGGUCCUAAUAAAGUGCCCGACAUGGUCUUCUGUUGUUGUAGCCCAUCCACCUCAAGGCUUGACCUGUUGUGCAUUGUGAGAUGUUAUUCUGCUCACUACAAUCUGAGUUAGCCUUUCUGUCAGCUCUCCGUUGACCUCUCUCAUCAACAAGAUGUUUCUGUCCGCUGAACUGCCACUCACUGGAUGUUUAUGUUUUUGGCACCAUUCUGAAGAAAUUCUAGAGACUGUUGUACAUGAAAAUCCCAGGAGAUCAGCAGUUACAGAAAUACUUAAACCAGCCUGUCUGGCACCAACAGUCCUGCCACAGUCAAAAAUCACUGAGAUCACAUUUUUCCCCCAUUCCGAUGGUUGAAAUGAACAACUGAAGCUUCUGACUCAUAUCUGCAUGAUUUUAUGCACUGCUGACACACGAUUUGCUGAUUAGAUAAUAGCAUGAAUAGGUAUAAAGGUGUUCCUAAUAAAGUGCGCAGUGAGUGUUUGUCACAGCAGAUUUCAGCUUUACCAGAGCAUGUCCUGUUUUCUGUAUACCUUUUUUUAUAGACUGUUGACAAAUGAAUGUAAUGUUUGCUCAUUUUACUGCUAUCAUUAACGGAUGGAACACCUUUGAGCCUUAACUCACUGUGGUAUUGCUAAAUGUAACAAUUGUCUAGUUUAUAUCCCAACAUCAGAUUAUUAAAGGCUUUAUACAGGGUUCAAUUACUGUGAUUUGUUUGUCACAAUACAGAUAUUAAUGCUGGGCUGUUAUAAAGCAGGUGUGUUGCAUCAUUGUAAAGUAAGAUAAACAUACUGCAUUAUGUAAUUGUAUGGUUAUUAAAACUAAUGGAGAGCUGAAAACCUCAAAUCAAUGGGGGGAAUUAUGAUGACCCUACACCAGGGGUGUCCAAACUUUUUCAACUUUGGUCCAGAUGUAAAAAGAAAUAAGGUGUUGCAGGCUGCAUGGUUGUAGUAAUAAUAAUAAUAAUAAAAAAUUAGA
Myxocyprinus asiaticus (Chinese sucker) is the source of this 5158-nucleotide messenger RNA. RefSeq names its product coiled-coil domain-containing protein 6. The coding region runs from base 23 to 1354 and encodes 443 amino acids. The record is from RefSeq and is a predicted model, not a curated record. NCBI's taxonomy places the organism in Eukaryota, Metazoa, Chordata, Actinopteri, Cypriniformes, Catostomidae. The transcript has 9 exons.